AGAGAGGCGCGACGAAAGAGGACAAACAAGUUAAGCCAGUCUCAUUUGAUAUCUCGGAGGAGAUACUUGUGUUUUUGCUCUUUCAAUAACUCUAAAUUAAUCAGCCAUGGUCAAAAUACAUAAUUUCGGUGCUGGUCCCGCAAAAUUACCAGAAGAAGUGUACGACAUCAUCAAGAAGGAACUUACAAAUUACGAAAACUCAGGAAUAAGUUUAUUGGAAACAAGCCACCGCACCCCCACCUAUUUAAAUUUAAACACAGAAAUUCAAACUGUAGUGAGGAGAUUACUGAACGUGCCAGCGAAUUACAAAAUUCUGUUUCUGUCUGGAGGUGGACAAGGAGAAUUUGCUGCAGUCCCUCUUAAUUUGAUUUCUCGGACAGGAACCGCCGACUAUGUUGUCACGGGCGCGUGGUCAGCAAAGGCCGCUAAAGAAGCUAAGAAGUAUGGAAAAGUGAACAUCGUGACGCUUCCUACAGACCGUUACACAGAAAUCCCUGAUCAGUCGCAAUGGAAGCUGGACCCCAACGCUUCUUAUGUCCAUAUCUGCACAAAUGAGACUAUACAUGGUAUUGAAUUCGACUUUAUCCCUGACACAAAAGGAGUGCCCCUAGUGGCUGACAUGUCCUCAAACUUCAUGUCCAAGAAAGUAGAUGUUUCAAAGUUUGGUGUUAUCUACGGAGGCGCUCAAAAGAACAUUGGCACAUCAGGUGUAGCUCUCGUGAUCGUCAGGGAAGAUCUCCUCAACCAGGCUCUCCCGAUAUGCCCCUCCAUCCUUGACUGGACCGUCAACGCUAAGGCUGACUCCAUCUUGAACACGCCACCUAUGUUCGCUAUCUACAUAAUGGGCAGAGUACUCCAAUGGAUCGAAAGGCAAGGUGGCCUCGACAAAAUGGCCGAGCUAGCCACAAAGAAAUCUUCCCUCAUCUACAACAUCAUCGAAGAGUCCAACGGUUUCUACUACGCCCCUGUAGCCAAGAAGGAUAGGAGCAAAAUGAACAUCCCAUUCAGAAUUGGCUCGCCAACACCUAAUGAUGCUUUGGAGAAGGAGUUCUUGAGGGCUGAGGCUUUAGGACUGAUUCAGCUUAAGGGACAUAGGGAUGUCGGCGGAAUUCGCGCGUCAACUUACAAUGCUGUCACUGUGGAAGAAGUAGAGGCUUUAGCGAAGUACAUGAAGGAGUUCUACAAUAAACACUCCAAGUAAAUAUAAGUAGUUAUUAGAGUACUGUAAGGUACGUUGAUAGUAUUUUUCAUAUUAUCUUUUGUAUUUAGAGUAUGUUAUUGAUUGGCUGUGUAAUGUUUUGAAUAAAUUUUCUCGUUAAUUCGA
Leguminivora glycinivorella is the source of this 1324-nucleotide messenger RNA. It is a transcript of the gene Psat1, whose product is annotated as probable phosphoserine aminotransferase. Gene Ontology annotation, biological process: L-serine biosynthetic process. Gene Ontology annotation, molecular function: O-phospho-L-serine:2-oxoglutarate transaminase activity; pyridoxal phosphate binding. The record is from RefSeq and is a predicted model, not a curated record. Gene Ontology annotation, cellular component: cytoplasm. NCBI's taxonomy places the organism in Eukaryota, Metazoa, Arthropoda, Insecta, Lepidoptera, Tortricidae.